AUGGGCAAGGAGUUGUCAAAACAGGAGGAACUCCCCGAGCCCAAAGAGCUUCUGCCUUUAUCGCAUUCUGAGUUUAACGUCUACAAUCGCCUCGCAGUGCGAAUGGACCGAUUUCAUGACCGCUUCCGGUACAUGUGGGAUAUACUCUACAAUGCCGCCGAUAGCCAGAAGCGGCCGUCCAAUCUAUCCCUCAAGCAAUUCAUUGAAACAGGCAUCCAAUUCAUCGACAAUCUUGAAGGACACCAUGGAAUUGAAGAACGAUACAUCUUCCCCAUCCUGGCAGAGAAAAUGCCAGAGUUCAGAACAAAUACGGGCAACGAAGCGGCCGCCGAGUUACUCCAGCAACAUGAGGAGAUCCAUAGUGGGAUGACAGCUAUGCGGGAGUACUUAAUAGCCUGCCGAUAUGGUGAUAUCGAGUUCCAGUUCAAUGUUCUCAAGAUAAAAAUGGAAUCAUGGGGCGAGACGCUGCUGAAGCACCUGGACCAGGAAGUCAAGACAUUGGGGGCUGAAAGCAUGAGACGCUACUGGACAAUUAAGGAGAUGGCCGAGUUCCCAUUCUAG
Molecule: messenger RNA, 561 nt
Organism: Fusarium redolens
Lineage: Eukaryota; Fungi; Ascomycota; Sordariomycetes; Hypocreales; Nectriaceae
Exons: 3
Coding region: 1-561 (186 amino acids)
Source: RefSeq, a predicted model, not a curated record